Molecule: messenger RNA, 342 nt
Organism: Anthostomella pinea
Lineage: Eukaryota; Fungi; Ascomycota; Sordariomycetes; Xylariales; Xylariaceae
Source: the annotation of a GenBank genome assembly
AUGCAAUUCAUUGCCAUCGCCGCCCUCGCGGUGACAGCUCUGGCAUCAGCUGUCUCAUCCUCUGGCCGGAAGAGCUCUGCGUCUCUCGGCGUCCGCUACCACGUCGACUGUCCUAGUACAUCCGACUACGACGCCUUCAUGGAGUGCUACAACAACCAAGCAGGGCGCUGCGACCAAUAUACCGACGAGAUCGGCUGCCUCGGAGUGGAGUACUUGCACGUUGAGUUGAUCCUCCCGAAACUCGAAGUCAAGGCACACACAAGCUCAUGGUGUCACGCCUUACGAAUUGGUGACUUGGAGGAGUGGCCUGCUGGAUCCGUGCCUUGUCAGGUCCUGGCGUAG